Haplochromis burtoni (Burton's mouthbrooder) is the source of this 2279-nucleotide messenger RNA. It is a transcript of the gene capzb, whose product is annotated as capping actin protein of muscle Z-line subunit beta. Bases 263 to 1117 code for a protein of 284 amino acids. The record is from RefSeq and is a predicted model, not a curated record. Gene Ontology annotation, molecular function: actin filament binding. The transcript has 10 exons. Gene Ontology annotation, cellular component: F-actin capping protein complex; cytoplasm. NCBI's taxonomy places the organism in Eukaryota, Metazoa, Chordata, Actinopteri, Cichliformes, Cichlidae. Gene Ontology annotation, biological process: barbed-end actin filament capping; negative regulation of filopodium assembly; actin cytoskeleton organization.
GGCCAGAGUGACCCGGACAUGCAACCGGGGCCUGUUUUUGUGACUGCAGCCUCCUUCCUGUAGCCCGGUUGAGGAAGUGAAUUUCGCUGACAGGGCUGGGUUCAGAGAGGGAGACGCGAACAAAACAUCUUCAUCACGGCUCUCAAAAAACAUCAAAGCAACAAGAGACAAAAGGAGCGACCUGUUAAACCAUAGUAAAGUUAGGGUGUACACUCAUCGGUGAAGUCGUGCUCUCUCCUGCCCAGCUGAGACCGCCGCAGACAUGAAUGACCAGCAGCUGGAUUGUGCUCUGGACCUGAUGAGGCGUCUGCCUCCUCAGCAGAUCGAGAAGAACCUCAGUGACCUCAUUGACCUGGUGCCCAGUCUGUGUGAGGACCUCCUCUCCUCUGUGGACCAGCCCCUAAAGAUCGCACGAGACAAAGUGGUGGGGAAAGACUAUCUGCUCUGUGAUUACAACCGAGACGGCGACUCCUACAGAUCCCCGUGGAGUAAUAAGUAUGAACCUCCCAUUGAAGACGGUGCAAUGCCUUCAGCCCGCCUGAGGAAACUCGAGGUUGAGGCAAACAAUGCCUUCGAUCAGUACAGAGACCUGUACUUUGAAGGUGGGGUUUCCUCCGUGUACCUCUGGGAUUUGGAUCACGGCUUUGCAGGAGUUAUUCUCAUUAAGAAGGCUGGAGAUGGAUCCAAGAAGAUCAAAGGGUGCUGGGACUCCAUUCAUGUGGUGGAGGUGCAGGAGAAGUCCAGUGGUCGUACCGCUCACUACAAACUCACCUCCACUGUCAUGCUGUGGCUCCAGACAACGAAAACUGGCUCCGGUACCAUGAACCUCGGCGGCAGCCUUACAAGACAGAUGGAGAAAGACGAGACGGUUGGAGAGUCCUCACCCCACAUCGCUAACAUCGGCCGCCUCGUUGAAGAUAUGGAGAAUAAGAUCCGCUCCACACUGAAUGAAAUCUACUUUGGGAAGACCAAGGACAUCGUCAACGGCCUGAGAUCUAUUGAGUCUUUGCGUGACAAUCAAAAGUACUGGCAGCUCCAAAAGGAGCUGUCACAGGUGCUCACCCAGCGACAGACCUCCAUUGAGAAGGGGUCAAAGGAGUGUGCAGACUCUGGCUGACAAGUCAAAGCAGGAUGCUCUGAAGGUCGACCUGAUGGAGGCGCUCAAACGCAAACAUAACAGCUAGAGAUGCUACUGUUGUUUUCUUCUGUCUCUCUGUUUCUCUCUCUGCCUCAUCCCUGCCAUCUUUUCUCUGUUUCUUUAUGUCUCUUCCUCCAUGCCUGUUUCAGUGCUGCACUCUUGUUUAUUUGUGGAAAAAUAAAAAAGGAGAAAUGCUUAGCUUUUUUUUUUUUCUUUUUUUUGUCUGGUUGUUUUCAUGCAUCUCAUCUGCCAUGAAGCCAUUCACUCACGCUCUGUUUGUCUUCGCCCCUCUUUUCUCUCUCUCUCUCUCUCUCUCUCUCUCUCUCUCUCUCUCUCUCUCUCUCUCCCCCCCCCCCCCCCCCCCCCCCCCCCCCCCUCCCUCCCAUGUUAUGAAUAUGAUAGUAUUAUCACGGUUAAUGAUAAUCUCAAGGGUCACUCUAAUAAUAAUCCCUGAUGUUCUCACAGCUGAUAUGUCCUCAGUCGAUUUGUAACGAGCGACUCUGGCCCUGCUCUUCCUCUGUGACGAGGACACAGACUGUGCAGUAGGUGGUGGAGGCUUGGCAGUGGUGUCAUUAUGUUCAUCAAAUUAUAUUCUUGCAUCUAUCUUUUUUUUUCCUAUGACACCCCCCCCCACCCGACCCAAACUCAAAUAUAUUUGUAUAGAAUUAAAACUGUCCAUGUAUAUCGAGUGGUUAUUCUUCUGGGCGAUGUAAACGGUGCAAAGACGAGGGCGGCCUUUCUGUGUGAGCAAGAACGUUUUUACACUUUAUUUCCACUCUGUCCACAUGCAUGAGAGCCUUUGUGGAGCUGCAGAGGGUGGAAAUGAAAACUUCUCAAACAUAGGGAUGGACUGUUAUUAUCGCCGGGUACACCCUCGUCAUAAUCAACUCCCCUCACACACACACACUGUAUAACAUGACAGUUUGCUUCCCCUUUGUUCAGCCUGUUAACGUCUUCUCUAUCCUCACCUAUUAUGUCUUUGUUGGGGGUCACAGUUUGUCUUGGUGUCACAGUGGAAACCUUUGUUUCCAUUUUGGAGGGGAAUCUUUGUUGUAUUUUUUUUGUUUUGUUUUUAUUUUGUAAAGCUUAUGACUCAUAUUGUAUUAGAGCCUCCAGCAACAAUAAAAAUUGUAAAAAGCUG